GACAGCAUACUCACGGUAGAAUAUUUAUAAUCAAAAUUCUGAUUGGUGAAGUUAUCAAAUGAAAUUGAUCAGUCGCUCACACAUCUGAGUGACAUAACAGUAUAAAUUAUAGAGAAAUUCUUAAUUAUAUAUAUUCAUAAAAUGGGGACAUUUCUAGGACAUAUUUAUCCAGGACUUCUCGUAGUAAUCAUUGGAUUACGUAAUCUAUGGAUAAACUUGAGAUCAUUUUAUACUGAAGAGUGUAAUCAUAACGGAAAGAAUGAUUGUCGAAAUCCUCAUGAUUUCAAGAGUAAUCUAAAAGAAUCCAUAUUCUAUAUUAUAGCUGGGAUUAUAUGUUCUGUGAAUGAAAUAAUAACUGCUUUAAUGUACGAUGGAUAUUAUUUUGGAGGACAUAGUUAUCAACAUAUGACAAUAUUUAUUAUGAUAUUACUUUAUGGUGUGAUUCGAAUUAUUCUGUCCUACAAAUUACCUCAUUUAUUCAAGCAGAUUUGUGAUUUAUUUUACCUUAUGAUGGGAUGUGCUGUAUACUUUUUACUGAUGUUUCAUCUACACAAACGAGCUCCAUUCGAUACACAUGUGCAUAUUAUUUUGGUUCAUACAAUAUUAUUUACAAUUAUAUCACAUAUUGCACAGAUUAUUUCCAAUUCUAAUCCAAUCUUCAGUUUGAUGCAUAAUUUUUGUUUCAUAUUAAUUGGUUCGUGGCUUUGUCAUAUUGGAUUAUACCUUUAUUCACCAUGGAGUUGGUUAAUUGUUCGGGAUCAGAAUGACGUAAUAUCCAUUAUACACGCGAAUAACACCUUCUCAUAUCAUAUGAUAAUGAUCUGCUUGACUAUAAUCAUGAUGAUGUUUAUUUUAAAUAGGAAAAGUCGGCAUACAAUACAACAAUCUCGUUUUUCUGAACCCAAUCUACAAAGACCCCCUGUGAAACAAUGUUAUUCAUGAACAGUUAACGAGUAUCGAUCUAUGAGCUGAAAUUGCAGAUAACGUUUUUGAAUAAAUAUGGUUGUGAAUUUCUGUAGUUCUUUUGUCACCUUACAAUCUUAUUGAUAGAUAAACUUAUCAAAGUAACUUCAAAAUGAUCUUACAAGGAUUUAUUGUUUUGCAGAUAAAUAUAUACAUCAAAAGUUGAUAAUUCUUUUUUUAAAAAAUAAAAACACUGGUUUUGUGUGACCAUUGUUUCCCCCCCCUUAUGCUAGAUUUUCAACAGUUGUUUAAUGAAAUGAAGAAUAAUGACAACUUCUUUGCUUGUUGGCAGUUCACGAAAACUUCACAAGAUUCUCUUGCAUUAGAAUGUAUUAUUUGAAAUGGAACUCAUAACUUUAUUAAUUCUGUCAAGCAAAACAAUGUUGUUGUGUAACAUGAUCGGUUAGAACUCUUAAUUUACAUACUGGUUUAACUAAUUAAAAUCUGCAUAUGACUAGUCGUUCCCCAGAAAAUAUGUGACGUCAGUGUACAAUCUCCAGGCAUUGCAAAAAACUAUUGUAGUCGCUACCAUACGAGAUCAAUUCUAUUGCCUCAUGCAUUUUAUUCAGGUCGUUUCACUCCUAUUAAAUUGAAUCAUUUUCUCACGUUCGAAUACGUUUCAAAAUUUCACGUGCUGAAUAUUCAUAGUUUUUAUCUCAAUGAUUGAGGGCCAUGGUAACCGCAGUAAAAUAAUACCAAACCAUGAUGACAAGUGUUUGGGAGGAAUUGAAACAGUCAGUCGAUUGUUAGGAUGCGUCUCCUCUUAACACAACAAUCAACAUGGAACUCAACUAACAAAUCGCAAUCACAGUCAAAAUCCGUGUUCUCAAUUUCACUCUCAAUGGUAAUUAGAAAAGGAUUGGAGGAUUGAAAGUAAAAUGUUGAAGUAUUUGCAUAGGGGUUCCACAGAUCACCAGAGGAUGACCAGUUAGUUAUGUAUCGAAAUUCAUCAAGUGCAAAGCGUACCACUUUUGUAUCAACCAGUAAUCCAAGUGAAUAAAAGAGAGAAAUCCAGUAACUCGUUCGCCUGGUACGUAACUGAUAAGUCUGUGGAGAGUAAACUAAGAUUUAAAGACUGAAUAACAACAUCUAUAUGUUAAAAUGUACACAUCUAUUAAUCAGAGAAUGGGAAGAAAUGUAUUUUUGGAAUUUCACUUCUACACAUGAUCAACUGUUACUUUUAAUUAUCAGAGUAUUCAGUACUGAUGAUAAUAUCUGGUUCAAUAAAUAAUGACUGAUAUGAAUAUUUUCUAACAUUCUCCCUUGUGUUAAUUUCUUCCUGUCUUUCUUAUACUAGGUAUGUAUUAUUAUUGUGAUCGGCAAGGAUUUGAAGAUAAUCUAAUUACCACAAAUUCAUCUCAUAAACAAUCACAUGAUCUAUACAAUCACAUUCUAGUGUGCAUUCUAGCUGAACCAGAUGCUCCACUGCUAGGUCUGCAUUCAUUUGUUAUGCCAUUAAGAGCAAGCAAUUUCCAUCCUAAUCAAUUAAGAACUAUUCUGUUUCUAGGUGAUAUAAAAUUUCUACAAAGAGAGUGGUCGAAUAUAGCGAAUUUCCCAAAAGUUUACACACUUGCCGGUAGUGCAUUAUCUAGAGCUGAUCUACGAGCUGCACGCAUACAAUAUUCAUCAGUUUGCGUCAUAUUAGGAUCAAGAGGUACAGUGAAGGUUGACGAUCCAUAUAUGUUGGAUAAGGAAGUGAUCUUGUGUACAUUGAAUAUUAGAGCAAUGCAAUUUUCUCCUUAUCAUCGUCAUAAAACAUUUGUACAUAAUGUUCAUAAACGUCGGAGCGGUUCGGAGAUUCCAUUGAUUACAGAAUUAAUGACAGACAAUAACAUACACUACUUAGAUCCAGAUCAUUCAGGUGGAUUACAGAUCGCGGCUUCAUUAACUGCACCAUUUGCUAAAGGCAUAGCAUUCACAAAUUCUGUUCUUGAUGUGUUGGCAAGUACAGCGUAUUUUGAUCGUAAUUCAAUGACACUAAUACGUCAUCUUGUGACUGAUGAUGCAAUCAGUGAAAGUGUAUGAAGAGACAACGAUGAGAUAAUAGUGUGUGUUUGUGUAUCUUUUCGAGCUGAUACUGUCCUGUUUUGUCGCUCAUUAAAGUUGUCUCAUAUACGGAAAUUCCUCACUUCAUCCAACAAUCUUUUAAACGAGUCAACAUAGAUUGAGUCCCAACAACGAGUUGAGGUAAGGAGUUCCACCAAUCGAUCAUUUUACAAGUAAGUCCACAGUUACCUGAUAAGUUAGUAAUUCUGCGAUUGUGAACCCUUUUUGAGUAAUUUUAUAAAUUCCCCAUGGUAAAAGCGAAAAAAACGGGAGUAUGUCAGGAGCCAAAUUAUUAUGAGCUAAUUUAAAGAUGGAGUUAGCCGAUUGUAACAGUUGAACUGGAGCAACAUUGGAUUUUUGUCAACCCAGAAACGAAUAAAUAACAGAAGUGCACUGAAUUCUUUUGCUAUUUUAUGUUAAAAAUUUAGAGAUGACGCAGGUUGAAGAUGCCACAGGCAUCAGUUGUUUGACAACAUUUUACCCAGUAACACCUAUAAAUGAAUCGUGCAUGUCCAGGGAAGUCUAAAGUCAGAAGCGAGGAGAUUCGAAGAUAUAUUUGAUAGGCUAUCAAUAUAUCGAGAAACGACUGAUUUAAACUGGCUAUCGAUUGCAGAAAAAACUGAGCACAGCGUUCCCACUAGUGAUCUGGUGCGAAUGCACGAACGAGCGCCUUCAGCCAGGUGAACCCAUUAAAACUAAUGUGAUGAGCAUCAAGUGUCAGGAACUUUCAGAGCUAUUUAUUUUGGGGAUUUAUUUAAUGCUACACAUCACCCCCACACACCUAGCGGGGUAGUGAUGACCCUAAGACGUGGCCAGCCAGAAGUUUGAACCCAACGAGUUUGCCGUUGGUAAACACUCUUCUGAUAGCAUGCUAUGUUUAGCAGCGUCUGGUCGUCUUUCCUUACUAAAAAGGAACCAUAUAGCACAAUAUAGUAAUAAAGAAACAAGGUACAACGAAAAUUUCGGUUCAUUGUAACUUUUUUCGAUCUCUUUUCGUCUUUUCCAGCCGUCCUGGAAAUGAAAGAAAGGAUAUAUAAGUUCAUGUCGAAUUACACUCAAACGCGCGUAAAGACACUAAGCGGGUGAAAAAAGGAAAAUAAUUUCAUGCACAUGUGAUAGCAUAAAAACGAUCUUCAAAGAAUAUUUUUUGAGAAAUGUUUUAAUAUACACAUAUUGGUGAAGAAUUUUGUUUUUUUUAGAAUAAAUAUAUAAAUAUAA
Molecule: messenger RNA, 4227 nt
Organism: Schistosoma haematobium
Lineage: Eukaryota; Metazoa; Platyhelminthes; Trematoda; Strigeidida; Schistosomatidae
Product: Transmembrane protein 45B
Exons: 4
Coding region: 142-942 (266 amino acids)
Source: RefSeq, a predicted model, not a curated record